Pelodiscus sinensis (Chinese soft-shelled turtle) is the source of this 3047-nucleotide messenger RNA. Lineage: Eukaryota; Metazoa; Chordata; Testudines; Trionychidae. The record is from RefSeq and is a predicted model, not a curated record.
AUCAAUUGCUGGCCAAUGUCUUCCUCAUCUCUUUCCUUUAUGUCUUUGCAGGGAAAGACGUUUUUUCAUUUUGGAAAGGUUCUGUUCAGCAACACCACAAUUUUCCUGAAGUUUGAAGGAGAUGAGAAGGCUUGUGAAUCCUCUCAGGGUUACAAUAUUACCUGGUACUUCAGACGUUCUGAUUGCUACAAUGAAGUCUCCAACUUUGGGGAUGAGCAAGCAGCGUCUUAUUUUGGAGCCACUAUUGAAGCACAUACGGGUUGGUCAGGGUCCUACGCCAUGGCUUCACUCUUCUUCCCCAACUGUUCGGAGCUCUUCAAACCACAGAUUUUCUAUAAAGAAUAUAUUCCCCUUGAACGUCUUUCGGAUGAAAAACAAGAGAGCUUAAAAGAAAAAGAGAAUACAACAAACAACACAGUGGCAGCAGAGAAAACUGCAAGGAAUGCUGUGAUCCAAACCCAAGAAGAUGGACCAUAUAUCUUUAUUGUGCACAUUGGGCUUUCACCCUUGAAGGAGUCUAGUGUCAGUAUGAAAAGGAGGGAGAUAACAGCACCCUCUUCUGAUCCAGAAAAGAGUCGCUUUACAAUGACUGUGGAACUGAAAGGUCCAUAUGAGUACCUCUCUCUUGCAGACUAUCCUCUCAUGAUUUUUUUCAUGGUGAUGUGUAUCGUCUAUGUAUUCUUCGGAGUUCUGUGGCUUGCAUGGUCAGCCUGUUAUUGGCGGGACCUCCUGAGGAUCCAGUUCUGGAUUGGUGCGGUUAUCUUCCUGGGAAUGCUGGAGAAAGCAGUCUUCUAUGCAGAAUUCCAGAACAUCCGCUACACAGGGGAAUCUGUCCAAGGUGCUCUGAUACUGGCAGAGCUGCUUUCUGCAGUGAAACGUUCACUGGCUCGAACUCUGGUCAUCAUCGUCAGCCUGGGAUAUGGGAUAGUCAAGCCUCGUCUUGGAGUCACUCUUCACAAAGUAGUUACGGCCGGAGUGCUCUAUUUAUUAUUUUCUGGCAUGGAAGGUGUCCUUAGAGUCACAGGGUUUUUCUAUGGCAUUAUGGCUCUGAUAGCAAAUGUGGGUCUAUCGGUGGUUGAUGCCUGUAUUAUUUUUUCGAUAUUCAUCAGCCUGACUCAAACGAUGAAGCUGCUAAAACUUCGGAGGAACGUUGUGAAACUCUCUCUUUACCGGCACUUCACCAACACUCUUAUCUUGGCGGUGGCAGCAUCUAUUGUAUUUAUCAUCUGGACAACCAUGAAAUUCAGGCUGGUGGAUUGUCAAUUGGACUGGCAGGAGCUGUGGGUGGACGAUGCUAUUUGGCGGCUGUUGUUCUCAAUGAUCCUUUUUGUCAUCAUGGUGUUGUGGAGGCCAUCUGCUAACAACCAAAGGUUUGCUUUCUCACCAUUGUCUGAGGAAGAUGAAGAUGAACAGAAAGAGCCCAUGUUAAAGGAAAGCUUUGAGGGAAUGAAAAUGAGAAGUACAAAACAAGAACCAAAUGGAAAUGUGAAAGCAAACAAAGCAGAAGAUGAUCUGAAGUGGGUAGAAGAGAAUGUUCCUUCUUCUGUUACUGAUGUUGCUCUCCCAGCCCUUCUGGAUUCAGAUGAGGAAAGAAUGAUUACACACUUCGAAAGAUCCAAAAUGGAGUGAAGAAGCAACGUCUUGAAACUUCUGUUUCCCGUAGGCUGCCUGGUGGAUCAGGUGCAUUCUGCUGAUCUCUUUCUUGGUCUUCACCUUUGGAACUGGACACUGUAUUUGAAUGGUGGCCUCUUCCACAGUUUAUUGUGAAAGAGGCUCACAAGGACAUUGAUAAAUCUUUGGAAAAUGUUUGAAUUUACAAUGUUGCUGCAAGUUUGGAUUUUUAAGUGAUUUAAAUGUGUGUUCCAGCACCUUCUGUAACUUUUUUCAGAUAUUUAACCUGUCAAACUAAAGGUCCUAACUCCUGACUGAGGGACUGUGAAUUUAAUGUUACAAUUAACUUCUACAGGACAGCUGCCUGUUUUUUUGUUUUUUUUAAGUGGAAAGUAGAAGAUGGCAGUGAAGAAGUAUUUUAGAAACAACCUUGCCAUUUUCUUGGAAAUAAUGACUCGUAGAUGGAGACUGCACAGCUAGCUUAGAAGGAGAGGAGGAUUUUGAGUAAGAAGCCCCAGUAAUUGAAGGAAAUCAAGAUACCAAAAAGGAAAUAUUUGAAAAAGUUACAAUGAUAUUGAUGGUUUUUAACAAAACCAAGUGCAAUUUUAUUAACACUGUGUAGAAAAGAUUUUCUAUUUUAAAUGUCAUUGACCUAGGAGCACCAGUUGCAUAACUUUAGCAUUUUUUGUUGUGGCACAUCUCAUUGCCGGCAAUGUGGUGGAUGCCUGAAAAAUUACUUGCCCAUACCUUCAAAGUGUUGCGUGGUCUAAUAAAAAUUUCCUGCAACACUUUGCUAGUGUGUGUCUGACUAUGAAGUUAAGCAAAUAUUAACUAGAUAUUUCAGCAGGGCUCUACUCUGUGCGAGAUACCUCUCUGCCAAGAGGCCUAUACUCUUCCAGGAGAAAAUGGCACAAUGUCCCAGAGGAAGCAAGUUCUGGUUUUGCCUGCAGGCAAAAAUGUUGCUGGUUUUGAUGUUAAUAUGUUGUGCUGGGAUAGUUCCAUUCCUGGGGUCUGGAUGGGAUGUGUAUGUAAAAGUUACCUGUUAACGUAUAUGAUUUGGUGAUUGGCUUUCUUGUCGUCAAUCCCUCUGACCAACAUGUGCUCUUUGUUCAUUUGUUCAGUGUCUGAGUUGCAGAUUUCUGUUCUGUACAGAGUGUUUCUGACUUCUUAGAGGGGAAAAUAGUCUUUGCUUUUGGGUUUUUCAUAAUGUCUUAUACUUUCUAGCCCUGAACGUUUCACUUGGCAAUAACUUACAUGUGCAUGCCCAUUGUAGGCCAUGGGUUUGCAUGUGUAAAAUUGCACAUGUGAGUGAAGUGAUAAUUGGUCUGCAGAGUUCUUUACUACUGAUAAUGGCACAGGAGGCAACAAGAGCCUGAUUUUUAAAUCCAAUGUGGAGUUUGCUGUACUGCUAAUUAAACAGCUUCUUACUUUGUAAA